AUGGAUCAACUGAUGUCGGCAUAUUGUAAAUCAAGAAAUUUUGGGAUAAGUGGAAUAGGGAAGACACCAAUUGCAAAAUUGGUUUAUAAUUCAAAUUUUAGAAAAUUCGAAGGAAGCAGCUUUAUUGAAAAUAUCAGAGAAAUUUCACAACACACCCAUGGCUUAGUCAAAAUACAAAGACAACUUCUUUAUGGUAUUCUAAAUGGGAUAAAAGUGAAAAUACACAGCAUUAUUGAGGGAAUAUCUAAGAUAGAUGUCAUAACCUCUAAAGGGGUUCUUCUUGUUCUAGAUGAUGUGGAUCAUGUAGACCAAUUAGAUGCAGUACUUAGGAUGAAAAAUCGAUUUUACCGAGGAAGUAAAAUCGUUAUAACAACUAGACGUUCAAGAUUAUUAAAGGGUCAUCGAAUUACUAAGGUUCUUGAUGUUGAAACAUUGGAUUACGAUGAAUCCUUAGAGCUCUUCGGGUGGUAUGCUUUUGGCCAAGACUACCCCAUUGAAGGUUACCUGGAAUAUUCAGAAAAGGCAAUGUACCAUUGUGGAGGACUUGCAUUAAGUUUUACGUUGUUCUCUAUUGGGUGA
This is a messenger RNA of Prunus dulcis (almond), 579 nucleotides long. RefSeq names its product disease resistance protein RUN1-like. Bases 1 to 579 code for a protein of 192 amino acids. The record is from RefSeq and is a predicted model, not a curated record. The transcript has a single exon. Gene Ontology annotation, biological process: defense response. Lineage: Eukaryota; Viridiplantae; Streptophyta; Magnoliopsida; Rosales; Rosaceae. Gene Ontology annotation, molecular function: ADP binding.